CCAGGUGGAGCCGCGCCAGUCACGCCGGGCGCCGCCGCAGGCGCCUGUCAGCUGGAGUCCGAAUUCCCUGCCUAACCUGGAGCUUAGCUGCCGGGCUCUUCCUUCUUGGACUGUCUGCCAGGGUAUUGAAUGGGAAUGAGACGAUGCUUAGACAGCUGUCUGGAAGGUAUAGGCAAGUCUUGAAAGCUGGUCAGGAAAGCCCUGCAGGAAAUGAGCGGCAGACCCAAGGGAGCUUGGGAGGUGGCCAGGGCCGCCUUUGACUUUGCCGGAGCCAGCUCCCAUUGAGGACGUCUCCACGAGGCUUAUCCACGGGCCUUCCUUCCCCUGGCAUCUGGGCAGGCACAAUGAGCAACUCCCCCUUCCUGGAGCUGUGGCAGCCCAAGACUGUGUCCAUCCGUGAAGGGCUGGGCAUCGGGGACCAGCCCACCGACACCUACUGCUACAACUCGGCCAAAAACAGCACCGUGCUCCAGGGGGUCACCUUCGGUGGCAUCCCCACCGUCCUACUCAUAGACGUCAGCUGCUUCCUGUUUUUAAUAUUGGUGUUUUCCAUCAUAAGAAGAAGAUUCUGGGAUUAUGGCUGCAUUGCCCUGGUGUCAGAAGCAGGCAGUGAGUCCAGAUUCCAGAGAUUGUCAUCUUCCUCCUUAGGGCAACCCGACUUUGAAAAUGAACUGGGAUGCUGCCCCUGGCUGACGGCCAUCUUCCGCCUGCACGACGACCAGAUCCUGGAGUGGUGCGGGGAGGACGCCAUGCACUACCUGUCCUUCCAGAGACACAUCAUCUUCUUGCUGGUGGUGGUCAGCUGCUUGUCCCUGUGUGUCAUCCUGCCUGUCAACCUCUCAGGAGACCUGCUGGAUAAAGACCCUUACAGUUUUGGGAGGACAACAAUAGCAAACCUACAGACUGACAACAACCUCCUCUGGCUGCACACCGUCUUCGCCAUCAUUUACCUGUUCCUCACCGUGGGCUUCAUGCGGCACCACACCAAGUCCAUCAGGUACAAAGAGGAGAACCUGGUAAAGAGGACCCUGUUUAUCACAGGACUCCCCAGAGAUGCCAAGAAGGAGACUGUGGAGAACCACUUCCGGGACGCCUAUCCCACGUGUGAGGUGGUGGAGGUUCAGUUAUGUUACAAUGUGGCCAAGCUGAUUUACCUGUGCACGGAGAGAAACAAGACUGAGAAGAGCCUGACCUAUUACACCAAUCUGCAGACGAAGACAGGCCAGCGGACCUUCAUCAACCCCAAGCCCUGCGGCCACUUCUGCUGCUGUGAAGUGCAGGGGUGUGAGUGGGAGGACGCCAUCUCUUACUACACGCGAAUGAAGGACAGGCUGAUGGAGAGGAUGACAGAGGAGGAAUGCAGGGUCCAGUACCAACCCCUGGGGAUGGCCUUUGUCACCUUCCAGGAGAAGUCCAUGGCCACCUUCAUCCUGAAAGACUUCAAUGCCUGCAAGUGUCAGGGGCUUUGGUGCAAAGGUGAGCCCCAGCCAUCCUCCCACAGCAGAGAGCUCUGCACCUCCAAGUGGAAUGUCGACUUUGCCACUUACCCUGAGGAUAUCUGCUGGAAGAACCUCUCUGUCCAGGGCUUACGCUGGUGGUUCCAGUGGUUGGGCAUCAAUUUUACUCUCUUCGUGGUGCUCUUUUUCCUGACUACACCCUCCAUCAUCCUGUCCACCAUGGACAAAUUCAAUGUCACCAAACCCAUCCAUGCGCUGAAUAACCCAAUCAUCAGCCAGUUCUUCCCCACUCUUCUCCUCUGGUCCUUCUCGGCCCUGCUCCCCACCAUCGUCUAUUACUCUACGUUGCUGGAGUCCCACUGGACCAAGUCAGGGGAAAACCGGAUCAUGAUGACCAAGGUCUACAUAUUCUUGAUCUUCAUGGUGCUCAUUCUGCCCUCCCUUGGCCUCACCAGUUUGGAUUUUUUUUUCCGGUGGCUCUUUGACAAAACUUUCUCGGAGGAGGCCUCUAUUAGGUUGGAGUGUGUCUUCCUGCCUGACCAGGGUGCUUUCUUUGUGAACUACAUCAUCGCCUCGGCCUUCAUAGGCAAUGGCAUGGAGAUGCUUCGGCUGCCAGGCCUCAUCCUCUACACCUUCCGCAUGAUCAUGGCCAAGACAGCAGCUGACCGCAGGAAUGUCAAGCAGAACCAGGCCUUUGAAUAUGAGUUUGGAGCCAUGUACGCAUGGAUGCUGUGUGUCUUCACCGUCAUCAUGGCCUUCAGCAUCACCUGCCCCAUCAUUGCACCAUUUGGCCUCAUCUACAUCCUGCUCAAACACAUGGUGGACCGGCACAACCUCUACUUUGUCUACCUCCCAGCCAAGCUGGAGAAGCGGAUCCACUUUGCAGCUGUGAACCAGGCAUUGGCUGCUCCCAUCCUGUGCCUCUUUUGGCUCUACUUCUUCUCCUUCGUGCGCCUGGGUCUGAAGGCCCCUCUUACCUUGUUCACCUUCCUGGUGGUGCUGUUCACCAUCCUGGUCUGCCUUGGCUAUACGUGCUUUGGGUGCUUCAAACAUCUCAGCCCUCUGAACUAUAAGACAGAAGAAUUGUCAAGUGACAAAGGAAGCGAGGCAGAGGCCCCCCCGCCUGCACCGUUCACACCCUACGUGCCCCGGAUUCUGAACGGCUUGGCCUCAGAGAAAACAGCCCUGUCCCCCCAGCAGCAGCAGACCUACGGUGCCAUCCACAACAUCAGCGGGACCCUCUCAGGGCAGCACCUGGCCCAGAGCCCUGCAGACAGUGUGGCAGCUGCCUACCAGGAGGCCUGAAGGUGGCGAGCUGUGGGCUGCACCAGAGGUGCAGAGUCAUGGGUGAAGAAGCGACUUGACUUUCACCCCGACCGAGUACAGGACUGUCUGCCAGCUUUAAGUGCUCUGGAAAGGUGGAACCGGGAGGAGGGUCGCUGCUGCUGGCUGAGGGGGCGGGAGGGAGUGCCUCCGGGUGGUGUCUGUUCCGGUCAGGGAGAGAGUAGGGGAGGGCAGCUCGAGGCUCUGUACUCUUACUUGCUUGGGCUGAGGUCCUGCUCCUUUCCAGUUCCCUUCUGCACAAGCUUCCCGCCCUGUAGCUGGGUCAGGUGUUGGAAUUGUCAACCUCCAGACUUACGAGCUGUGGUGACUGGCUCAGGUUAACAGGAGAGUGUAAUGCGUGGAAGACCUUGUCCCUCUGGCCACCACCUGCCACACACAACCAGAGCCCGCAGCAGACCACGACAGCCCAGGCUUAUUCCAGCUUCCCCUCUGUGCAAGAUGCCACUCACCCCAACCCCGGCACAGGAGGGAGCUACGGGAGUAGGUAGGCCUGGCGAGUGCACACACCCCAACUGUCCCAUUAUGGUUCUGUGUGGCCAGCCAGUGUCUGGGUCACGGUGACCCUGCAGCAGGCAGGGACAGCGAGGACCACUAGGAAGUGCCCAUUCAGUCCUGCCUCCCCCACCUCUUCAGGGCAGUUUAGGGGGCUCAGUCUCCAGCUGUAGUCCCCUGUCUGCUUCCUCCAGGAGGAGAGGUGGCGGUGCUUGGGGAGAAGUGUGGCGGGGCACAGGAGAGGUGUGUCUGGGCCUGCUGCAGGGCUAUGCGUGGCCACGGAGCUGUGGCCCUGCUGGGAGGACUGGCCACUCUCUCCCCUUUUCUCUCCCUGUGAGAUCCUGGGGCUAGGAUGCAACUUUGGGCUCUCAUCACCGCCUCCAGGGGCCCCAAGGGCACUAGGGGGAGGAGAGGGGAGAUGAGGGAGAGUGAGCAGAGCCACCUUAGUCCCACAGGGCAGCAUAGUCUUGGGCCUGCUCUGCAGCCGGUGCCCCCAGCAGUUACUUAGUAUCAAGGACUUGGUUAUGAGCUACCCACCCUCAACCCUCAUCCCCCACUAGGCACUGGGAUGGGUAGAGGGGCAUCCUGGUACCCCUGAUGGGCUUGUUCUGCCUUUCUCAGUGAGGGUCAACUGGGACCCUCUCCCCAGAUGCAGACCUGCCAGCGCUGCUGAAAGGGGAACCCCGUGUGGGGUUGGUCACGCGCAAGUCACCAGCUCCAGCCGCUCUUACAAGUAAAGUCAUUUAUCAUCAAAGCCAUGUUGUUUAACACCUGUGUGUAUGUGGUGGGGAGCAGGGGUGCAUGGAGAGGGCAAGCAUGAGGUUCCCACAUGGGUCAGGGAUGAAUGCAAACUUGUUUCUUAGAAAAGGGGCAUCUUCACCGAGAGAAGACUGGAAGGCUGCCCCCUGCCAGCCCUCCUCUCACACUGAGGGCACUGGGAAGUGGGGCCUGC
This is a messenger RNA of Talpa occidentalis (Iberian mole), 4245 nucleotides long. It is a transcript of the gene TMEM63A, whose product is annotated as transmembrane protein 63A. The coding region runs from base 345 to 2762 and encodes 805 amino acids. NCBI's taxonomy places the organism in Eukaryota, Metazoa, Chordata, Mammalia, Eulipotyphla, Talpidae. Gene Ontology annotation, cellular component: plasma membrane. Gene Ontology annotation, molecular function: calcium-activated cation channel activity; nucleic acid binding. The record is from RefSeq and is a predicted model, not a curated record. The transcript is spliced from 26 exons.